Molecule: messenger RNA, 933 nt
Organism: Globicephala melas (long-finned pilot whale)
Lineage: Eukaryota; Metazoa; Chordata; Mammalia; Artiodactyla; Delphinidae
Gene: CFAP126
Product: cilia and flagella associated protein 126
Biological process (GO): cilium organization
Cellular component (GO): ciliary basal body
Source: RefSeq, a predicted model, not a curated record
AUGUCAGUGGACAUUUUUCUGGAGGGGGCAGACGAAUUCAAACAUGACUCCGAGCGCCAACAACUGGGCAGCGCGCGAGUCAACCGAGACGCCCAGGGGUCCCCAGACACACCUGAAAUCCGGGCUCCUGAGAGACCGUCUCCGGGUCACGAACCCUACACAAAGGCCACCUUCGGCUUAACUGUACAACCCGAGAAACCUGUUUCAAGCAACGUGACACGAUACCGGCCACACAUCGGUGGGAGGGAAGUGGAGCACAGCGCAGGCAGCCUCCUGUUGGCGUCCCCACUUCGGCCCCAGGAGCUGGAAAUGACCGGGCCUUGUCAUUGCUCACAGUAUGAAAAAGCUUUCUCACCCAAGUAUCUGCAGAACUGGUCUCUCGCCAAGCCAACAAAAGAGAGGAUUUCUUCCCAUGAAGGCUACACUCAGAUUAUCGCCAAUGAUCGUGGCCAUCUGUUGCCUUCAGUGCCCCGUUCCAAGGCAAGUCCUUGGGGUUCCUUCAUGGGCACCUGGCAAAUGCCUCUGAAGAUACCCCCUGCUCGGGUGACCCUGACCUCCCGUACAGCUGCUGGUGCUGCCUCCCUUACCAAAUGGAUACAGAAAUAUCCUGAUUUACUCAAGGCCUCCAAUGGGCUACAUCCUGAAAUCUUAGGCAAGCCCCAUGAUCCAGACAGUCAGAAGAAACCUGGGGAGUCUAUCACAAAGACUGUACGGCAAGCAGCACCAAGUGCAACCAUAAUCCCAAGCUCCCCAGCAUCAAAUCUCAAUUCCCCAGAUCAGCUCCAAAGGUCACACCCCUCUGAAGGUCACACUCCAGGUCCCCAAAGCCCACCCAACUCUCCAAAGAGUCCACCUGGAAGCCCAUGUAUGCUAGAACACUGUGCAGGUCCUAAUUUAGCUGAGGUCCAGAAAUGCAAACCUGGAACUCCAUAA